AUGGGUUUACACCUCUCGUCAUCGAGAUCGCGGUUCAUUACCUCCGGUCCAAUGCUUGACGCCCCCGCACCCUCGUCGACAAAGAGGAAGCAAUCCAAAUGCACACAUAUUGGCGUCUUGCCGCGUGUUGGCCUUCGCUCGAGCCAAAGGCCAAGGACGUGGGAAUAUCGAAAAGUCACAAUUGCCGCUCCCUCUCCAGAAUUCAAUCGAGCGGUCGACAUAGUUGACCACCCUGGACAAGCUAGGCCAACACUGCCCACUGUCUCACUUCAGACGACAUCAGAGGACAACAAAACAAUGUGGACGUUGGAGUGGUCGAUCAUGCUCGAAUCCAAAUCCGGUGGUUCUCUGGCAUACGCUGGCGUUUGGCAUUGUCCGCUUGAAGAAUUACAAGUCUCUACAUAUAGAGCCGCUUCUGCGCUUCUUGACACUCUCCUGAAGACGCUAGCGGACUCUUUGACGCUGGGCUGGGACCGCAAGCUCUCAAUAUCUGCCUACGCUGGGUGGCGCUUUGGCUCCUAG
Molecule: messenger RNA, 522 nt
Organism: Colletotrichum godetiae
Lineage: Eukaryota; Fungi; Ascomycota; Sordariomycetes; Glomerellales; Glomerellaceae
Exons: 3
Coding region: 1-522 (173 amino acids)
Source: RefSeq, a predicted model, not a curated record